Molecule: messenger RNA, 881 nt
Organism: Nothoprocta perdicaria
Lineage: Eukaryota; Metazoa; Chordata; Aves; Tinamiformes; Tinamidae
Product: cytochrome P450 2J1-like
Exons: 4
Coding region: 306-881 (191 amino acids)
Biological process (GO): xenobiotic metabolic process
Cellular component (GO): intracellular membrane-bounded organelle; cytoplasm
Molecular function (GO): iron ion binding; oxidoreductase activity, acting on paired donors, with incorporation or reduction of molecular oxygen, reduced flavin or flavoprotein as one donor, and incorporation of one atom of oxygen; heme binding
Source: RefSeq, a predicted model, not a curated record
AGCAACCAGGAAGCACAAGCCGAGCUCCUGGCUGGGCUCCAUCACAGCCGCUGGCACUGAGGGAAGGAGGCGGCAACGCAGAGCAGAGCAGGCGGCGUCAGUGAGGCUUUCCAGCCUGGUGUCUCUGGUGUGCCCCUGGCAAGCAUCAAAGACUAGAUCUGCGUUAUAACUGUAAACUCGACCGGACGGGCAGGCGUGYCGGGUGGGAGGGCAKUUGCACAAGCAGCUUGCUCGCGGGUGCCUGUCUCCCUGUGCACUUUGCCCAGCUCCGGGCGCGGAUCCGGACGCCUGGGGCUGCCGGCAUCAUGAGCCUCGCCAUGCUGCGCCUCCUGAGCGAGGGYGUCUCCASCCUCUCCAUAMGGACCCUCCUGRUCUUCCUCGUCGUCUUCCUGCUCAUCGCUGACUACAUGAAGAAGAGGAAGCCCAAAAACUUCCCGCCGGGACCCUUCUCCCUCCCCUUCCUGGGGAAUAUCCUCUCCAUGGACUUCGCCGACCCUCUGAGAGGGAUCGAAAAGCUUAGUAAAAAAUAUGGGGAUAUCUUCAGCACAGACCUGGCUGGCAUGAGCUACAUURUCAUCAACAAAGUUGAGAUGGUAAAGGAGAUGCUGGUAAACCAAGGCGAAAACUUCCUAGAUCGACCAGAAGUCCCUCUUGAAACUGAACUCUUUAGCCAACGCGGGCUGAUCUCCUCUAAUGGGCAUUUAUGGAAACAGCAGAGAAGAUUUGCCCUGACCACGCUCAGAAACUUUGGCCUGGGCAAGAAGAGCUUGGGGGAGCGGAUCCAGGAGGAGUGCCGGNGUGUCCUUCCCUUGCCGCAAGGUGUCUUCCAGUUCACGGUGCCAAGUACCUCCAGAAUAACUGGUCUGGUUGUUCAAGAUUGA